This is a messenger RNA of Sycon ciliatum, 5494 nucleotides long. RefSeq names its product E3 ubiquitin-protein ligase SHPRH-like. NCBI's taxonomy places the organism in Eukaryota, Metazoa, Porifera, Calcarea, Leucosolenida, Sycettidae. Gene Ontology annotation, molecular function: ATP-dependent chromatin remodeler activity; metal ion binding; ubiquitin protein ligase activity. The transcript has 32 exons. Bases 164 to 4855 code for a protein of 1563 amino acids. Gene Ontology annotation, biological process: protein polyubiquitination; DNA damage response. Gene Ontology annotation, cellular component: nucleus. The record is from RefSeq and is a predicted model, not a curated record.
CCAAAAGAGAGAUCGAGAGAAAGCUCAUGAGUUCACCCAAACCUGAAAGGAGUUUCUUCUCUACCUCUCACGAUCUGCCAUGAUCUACUGUCCUGAGAAUGACAUAUCCUGCUGGUGUUCGAAAGUACCCUUCUGAUUGCGGCCAGAGGUGAGCAUCAUCGAAAUGGAGGAAGUUGCCAAAAGGAAGCACGAGGAGAUCGAGAGCAGCACUUGUCAUCUCAGUGCAGCUACAGUGGACACUUCUGGAUCAAGUAUUGGCCAGGAUAAGAAACCAAGACCAGAAAACGAUGGCAGCAAGCAGCCCGUGACGGUCACCCAUGGUGUAUUUGCGGAGAACAUCAUGGUAUGGCUAAUGCCUGCAAACGUCGCCGACCGAAAGGGUUUCUGGGGAAUUCCGAUCAAGCAACAUAUUGGAGUGAGUCGACGUGAUAUUCCUGAAGUCCAGUUCAAGAGUAUCAAGUUGGAAUUUCGAUUAGUUGCCCCAUCAGCUACUGAUGGAGUACUGCAUCUUUUGAUUGAGAACCGCACUAGAUGUUUUCAACACACAUACGCUGUAGCCAAAGACAACAUGCUUCUCAAACUAUCAAAUAUGCACCUGAUGCUGGUUGCGCCAACCAAAAGCGAGGCUUGGAUACAACUGCUGCAGGGGAAAGACUCCAAUGAGCUCAACUUGCCCGUCGAGAUAUAUGCCACGCGCUCUGCGUUUGUGAAUGCGGAUAAGUUGAACCAUGGCAGCUUUCACAAUCCUGGUCACAUCGUGCGCCCUUAUGCACUUAGCCGGUACAAUUUCAAUCCUCUGGCUUGCUAUUUCACACGUCUUGUUGACAACGCCCACAAGGAUAUACUGGACCGGUGUGAGCUACUGAACAAGCAAAAACUCACGCUGUUUUGUAAGAAUCCGGAAGGCGUCUAUACGUAUGUGUCGGACCUCAGCAAGGAAAGUGCAUCACCUGACCGGUAUCCAACAACAGAGGAGGUGCGCGCCCAGGAGCUGAACGAAACACAACAUCCUAACUUGCUUCCACGGCUACGCGGGUAUCAGCAACGCGCUGUGCGCUGGAUGCUUCAUCAAGAGCGCCAUGGCUCUGGCACUAGUGAUGCUGGAAGCAAUGGCGUCUUGCAUCCGCUGUGGAAAGAGUUCCGUUCCGAGAGUGGACAUACUCUUUACCUCAACCCGUACUCAUGGAGAAUGACCCGACAUCGUUUUCCUGCCUGGCAUAUGUCCGGAGGAAUCCUGGCCGAUGAGAUGGGCUUGGGUAAGACAGUGGAGGUGCUGGCAACUAUCCUGUGUAACCCGUAUACGUUAUCUGACCCUGUCAGCAGGCAGUCCAAAGCCACCACAGGAAGCUCUGCACAGGCUCUCGUGGCUCCAGGGCCGACUGUGAAUGGUGCAGCUACUUCUCAGCCUCCAACUCCAUCAGGGACUACAUCUGCCAUGUCUAUUGACCUCGCCAGCGAGUCCUGCACUAACGCCAGUACAACAUCGUUGAAGGACGUAACUAAUAUUGACGCACCAUCACACCCUCCUACGGCAAAGCCAUCAUCUUGUGCAUCCUGGAAAGCCAGCGAUGACACAGCGAAUGAGCAUGCGAACGCUGGUAACUGCUUGUGCAAUGAGAAGAUUGAGGAUUCGCAGGCAAACUGCUCCGAGCACGUCUUUUGUGUGCGCUGCAAUGGCUGGCAGCACAAAGCCUGUGUUUACUUCAAGACCAAGCUGCCCAACGGUGACUACAUCUGUCCACAGUGUUACGCAUCACGAGACCCGAUGCCAUGCAAAACAACAUUGAUCAUUUCUCCAUCGCAGAUCUCAGGCCAGUGGCUUGACGAGGUGAAGCUGCACAGUCGUCCUGGUACAUUCAAGUGGCUGAAUUACACUGGCGUUGCGAACGGCUACCUGAAUCCGAGUGAGCUGGCAGAAUAUGAUAUCAUUGUCACCACGUAUCACGUCUUAACAUUGGACUUGUCACACGCUGUGCUCAAGUUUGGUCAAGACGACCGUCCAAGACGACACAAGCGCCGCUACAUUGCAAUGCCUAGUCCGCUCAUCGGUCUGAAAUUCUGGCGUAUCUGCCUGGAUGAAGCUCAAAUGGUGGAAAACACCAAUGCCAAGGCAGCUCAAAUGGCUAACAAACUAGCUGCAGUGCAUCGAUGGUGCGUAACAGGCACACCUAUCAAUCGAGGAUUGGAUGAUCUCUACGGCCUAUUGUACUUCCUGAAUGCCUGGCCAUACUGCGUGCAGGGCUGGUGGAAAGAUGCUGCGUACGAUCCGUAUUGCAAUGGCCACACUGACGCUAUGCAUGGCCUUCUGUCCAACGUCAUGUGGCGCACUGCCAAGAAGGAUGUUGAGCACGAGCUGGGCAUUCCAGAUCAAACUGUAUCCAUUGAGAUGAUCAAGUUCAAGCCAGUGGAACGCGAGUACUACCAACGACAGCUGGAAGACUGCUCCGAACAUUUGUACAGCAUCAUUAAGCGGCAUAAGCUGAAGAAUGUGCACCUGAGAGACCUGGAUCGGAGAACAACUGCUUCGUUGAUGCACCCGUUGCUUGCCUUGCGCCAGUCUUGCGAUCAUCCCCAGGCUGUUCGAACUGGCAACUGGGCACUUGUAAGAAGACAGCAACACCGCGAAGUUCUUUCCAUGAGUGAAGUGCUGGACCAGCUGAUUGCCAAAGCUUUGAAAGAGUGUAUUGAUGCCAACCAGGCUCAAAUCAUUGCUGUGAAUGGUGUAGCUGCUCUCUAUGCUGUCCAGGAAGAGUGGGAGAAUAGUGCCAAGUCCUAUGUCGCUUCAUUGCAGCUGGUUGAGGAGCGAGCGUCACUAGUGGCCACUGACACUGUCCUGAGACUGCAUGCCACGUACAACCUGCAGGAUGUUAUUCGUCACUGCGACAAGCGACCAUCUGAUGUUCCAAGUGAUGAAAGUCUUGUGACGAUGGAGAAGGCACUUCGCAGCCACUACAUGAUGCGCUGUGAAGAAGCCGUUAGUGCUACGGACCAAUCGCGAGUUAGCGAAGUCAACUGGGAUCCGUACAAGAAAGUGCACAAGUUCCCUACCUGGCACCGUAUUCUUAUCGAUGAACUGGUCUCUGCUGAUGUUGGAUACUAUGUUGUAAACAAGUGUUUGCAGGCUGUUUCUCAAGACCAUUUGGCAGCACAUCCGAUUGGCUUCGACGACAUCGGUACAUUGAAAGCAUAUCUAGCUGACAACCUGAAAAGGCUUGAGAAUGCCUGGCUGGCUGUGUAUACUGCUUGUGAGAUGCUGAGAUCCGACACAAGUGAGGAUACCGUAUCCGAGGCCAGAGACUGCCAUUUGCAACCAGCUGUUUGGAAAGAUGGCACACCCGGUGUUCAAGCACCAAGGUGUAGGUUCUGCAAGCUGGAUGAUCUGAUGUCGGUCUACGAGUCUGAGCUCUAUGUCAGCACUAUCAAUCUGAAUGCAGGUGCUGGGGGCGACGAUCAUGCCGUUCAGACCUGGGCCGACGGUCCCACUGAGUUGAUCAUCCGCUGUUUGCACCGACUGUGUCGUGACAAACAUGUCCGUGAUGGUCUUGUUGACAAACACUUCCAACAUUCACUGGAUGAGCUCGCCAAGGACGACUUUGCCGGACAGGCUCUUCUGCAAGCACAGCACGAACAGUUUAAACUUACUGCAACAGAGAAAGAUUUCUUCUGCGCAGAACUGUUGGAAACUGCCCAGUGCCAUGUGCAGCUGUUUGAACAGCGUAAGAAGGAGUUCAAGUGUUGUCGCAACAUGUGGAAGGCCAUGAGGGACCGUGUAGGUGCUCAAGAUGAGCUGCGAAUGGCUACCACCCGUAUCUAUGGUGUGGACUCUGCUGAGGUUGCUGAGAAGGACCCCUUUGCAGUACAUCGGCCGGCUGUGAAGUUAGAGAUUGGUCAGAUGGGUGCGGAGCGCGCUGCAGCGGACACCAAGUACAAGCGCGCUGUCGGACGUCUACUCUAUCUCCAGAACCUAUCAAAGGCGGACAACGGUAUGAACCAGGACACCUGCCCCAUCUGCUGCAAAGUAUUCGGCGUGGAGUGGCAAAUCUAUGCCUGUGGCCAUUGCUUUUGCAUGCAAUGUGUCGACUCGUUGCUCAUCGGGAAGAGCCGCACUAACGGCAAGGUGGCAUGCCCUAUGUGCCGCCUUGUGUCGCAAACAUCAGAGAUCAAAUGUGUCACUGUGCCACGCAAGGACACAACACUGGAGACCGGCAAUAUCAAGGGAGGACUGUCGUGCAAGUUGGCAGCAGUUGUACGAACAGUGAUGGACCUUUACAAAAAGGACAAGGCUGUCAAGUGUCUAAUCUUCUCUAACUGGAAUGAAGUACUGUCGCUGAUAUCUCACGGCCUAGCACUGAAUGGCAUCAAGCACGCCAGCCUCAUGGACAAAGCUGGUACAGCCUUGCAGACAACUCUGCGGACAUUUCGUCAGGACCCCAGUGUAACUGCACUCUGUCUUCACUUGCGAACUGCCGGUAAUGGAUUGAACUUGAUUGAAGCCACUCAUGUGCUGCUCGUUGAGCCGUCCCUCAAGCCUGCUUUGGAGAUGCAAGCCAUUGGCCGUGUGCACAGAGUUGGACAGACAAAGAAAACAUAUGUUCAUCGCUUUCUUGUUGAAGGCUCCGUAGAAGAGCGUCUCUACCAACUACUGGGCAACCAGAAAACAAGCUCUAGCUUGCUUGCCAGCCCAACAAAGAAGAGUAGUGGUGAGGACGAGUGUGCUGACAUGACAGUUGAUCAGCUACAACAGAUCAUGAAUCCAGACCUGCUGCCGGCACUCAACACGGCGGCUACCACUGCUGCCGCUGCCCAGAAUACUGCACCACCCGCUACAAUUGUUGUUGGCGACGAUGCGCAAUGAAAGUUUCAUAUUGCUCGUGAGCGUUUGUAGCAGACUCUCUGAGCAGACAGUGUGCUUGCUCAGUGUACUAAUCCGUGUGUACCGUGUCAGGUCAUGUCGCUGCCCCCCCCCCCCCCCCCCUACUCCAGACCGAGGGAUCAGUUUUGGCCAUUCUGCACUGCCAUUACUUUCGUGAGCUCACGGGCACGGCAUCCAUGGUGUGCUGUAUGGUAUGUUUCUAGUUCGAACCACUGGUGCUCCUUGCUAUCUUCGCUAUCACGGCUGAUUCGCCAGAUGUCUACUACACUGCUACUUUCCCGCUUGGUGUGCUCCCGCUUGGUGUGCUCCCGCUUGGUGUGCUCCCGCUUGGUGUGCUGUUUGGUGUGCUGUUUGGUGUGCUGUUUGGUGUGCUGUUCCGUUCUUUAGGAUACUAGUAGUCUAGUUUCAGGUGUGGAUAUUUGUCGGGGGUUUUUGAACUUUUUUCUUGUUUCUUUCCUUAGCUGUGAUUUGAUGUGGUGAGCAUUUUACUUUCAACGGGUUUUUUUUAACAUGCCAGCUGUGCUAGCCUGCUCCACUCUGCUUGGUAGUGCACUACUGCUUUCAGCCGGACUGAACAUUCAGUGUACUGCACCAAGGGUCCAUUGUGGACCGUUGACUACA